CUCUUGGGGCUUAUGAAAGCUAAAGAGGGUAAAUAAAUACAAUAUACCGCGCUUCGUGCCGAGUAGCAGCAUGAGCUUACCCCAGUUCGUGAUUGGUCCGAGCUCCCUCCUCAUACGCAUUCAAUCCCCCUCGCACUCGAUCCUCCCCCCUUCCUCGCCUCGCGUACGCGCGCGCCGCAACUCUUUUCCUUUCCUUCCACCCCCUUCUUCCACUUGCGCAUGUCCCCAAGGCGUAUUUUUCACUUGGGCGCGAUCCAUCGCAGCGCAUAUUUCACGCCAUUUUCUGCAUCUCGGCCGCGCCCCAUCUUCUUCCCCAUCCUUCUCUGCUAUAGUGCUUCCCGUGUAAGCUACAACAACAGCAGCACCGCCGCCAUGCCGCCCACGCUUCGCAAGCGCAAGGCUCCCGAGCCCGCCCCGGCGCCGGCGCCGCCGGCCAAAAGGGCCGCGCCAAAGGCGAAGGUCGCAAAGGUCGCCGCAAAGGCCAAGGCGGCCGUCAAGGAGACGGUGAAGCCGGCAAAGGCAGGAAAGGCUGCGCCGGCCGUCAACGGCUCGGCCAAGCCUGCUGUUGAUGCUGCUGUUGCUGCUGCUGCUGCUGCUGUUGCGCCGGCUGCCCCUGCUGAUACCCCGGCUGCCUCCAAGGGCGACACGGUGGCGCUCGAGGGCUUUGGCGGCGAGAUCGAGACGCACGACGGCAAGAAGACCACGCUCAAGGCGCUGGUCGACGAGAGCGAGGCGGGCGUCGUGCUCUUCACCUAUCCCAAAGCCUCCACCCCAGGAUGCACGAACCAGGCCUGCCUCUUCCGCGACUCGCACGAGCCGCUCACGGCGGGUGGCCUGGCCAUUUACGGCCUGUCAGCCGACACGCCCAAGGAGAACACCAGGUUCAAGGAGAAGCAGAAGCUGCCCUACCCACUCCUCUGCGACCCCAAGGCGACCCUGCUAGCCGCCAUUGGGCUCAAGAAGGGCCCCGCCAAGGCCGCCCGCGGCGUCUUCGUCGUCGACAAGGCCGGCAGGGUCCUCGCCGCCCAGACCGGCAGCCCCGCCGGCACCGUCGACGUCGUCAGAAAGCUCGUCGCCGAGGCCGCCGCCGAGCCUGAGGAGGCUGCUGCCGCCGAGGAGGCCGUGGCCGCGGCCAAGGAGAAGAAUGAGGACGAAGCUGAUGAGGCUGAGAAGAAGGACUGAGGCCAGCCAGUCAUUCGUCGCAUCGCCGACUUCUUCUGCAUUUUGGCUACUCUCUUUUCUGCUACUGUGAACCUUCUCUUGUAUGUAACAUCUUGUACUAAUGAUGGAUGGUUGGCUGCGUGUAGUGUGGGUUAUCUCUGUUGAUAGGGUCAGGGUAGCGUUUGGAUUCUUUUUUUUGUUUGCCGUGCUUGGAAGUUGGCGUUUGCCACGCCACAUAUCGUUUAUACGUGCCUUAGUUCCAACGUCGUAUAGGACCGACUGCGAUUUGCAUAUCCGUUUGUCACGAGUCUCUCAAACGACGACCCCUUCCCGUCCAGACAGAAAAGCGAGAGUGCCGCAAUGCUCCAGGUGGGAAAAAACAAGUCUAUUAGAUCGUCUAAACAGCAGUUGUCCACUC
This is a messenger RNA of Gaeumannomyces tritici R3-111a-1, 1579 nucleotides long. Its product is annotated as thioredoxin peroxidase. Gene Ontology annotation, cellular component: cytoplasm. Lineage: Eukaryota; Fungi; Ascomycota; Sordariomycetes; Magnaporthales; Magnaporthaceae. Gene Ontology annotation, molecular function: thioredoxin peroxidase activity. The transcript has 2 exons. Gene Ontology annotation, biological process: cellular response to oxidative stress; cell redox homeostasis. The record is from RefSeq and is a predicted model, not a curated record. The coding region runs from base 220 to 1182 and encodes 320 amino acids.